Messenger RNA from Mesocestoides corti, 1959 nucleotides. The record is from the annotation of a GenBank genome assembly. Lineage: Eukaryota; Metazoa; Platyhelminthes; Cestoda; Cyclophyllidea; Mesocestoididae.
AUGUUCCUUGAAUCAACGACCUACAACACCCAAAUCGAGCCCAUUUCACCGAAACUCGAGUUCAGCCGACCCUACGAGGCGCGUUGCCACGUCGAACCGACACCUCCGGAGCCCCUUAGGUAUACCUGGUACUUCAGGGACCGCAUUGUGGGCGAGAGUGAGCGCCUCUUCAUCGAUCGAUUCGAUCGCAACACGGCUGGCGAGUACAUCUGCGCGGUGCGGCCAGCCCACGGCGACAUCUACCGCCACUCCUACGCCAACGCCACGCUGGGUCUGCGUCUGCGGGCCAGCAGGGAGGAACACACAGAGAUGCGCACGCCCCCCGGAGCCACGCUGAUAACCAAUGUUGGGGAGCGACGUGAGCUUCACUGCGAGAUCCCGCACAACGAUCGCGGUGGAGUCCGGUGGUACCUGAACGGCACCCUCGUCAGUCCCAUCUCACCGGCCAACCGGACUGGAAACCUCCAACUCAUCAACUACGUCCGAGUGAGCAUCAUGGCCCUCAACGGUGUUGAGGAGUUCCAGGAGGGGACCUGGGAGUGCCGAACCGACACCGAGACCAAGACUGUCGAUGUCAUUGUAGUUUCUGACUACGCCCUCGAGGUGAAUCCGCCGCAUUACGUGUUGAAUGAAGGCGAGGACAUGGAGAUCCACUGCAGCGCCCAAGGCGGACACGAGGUGCCCAACACCGAUUUGGAAUGGUUCUUCCGACCAGUCGGCUCGAAUGUGAUGCAUCCAAUCGAUUUCCGAACCGGUGGGUUCGUGCGGACAGACGAUCCCCGCGCCAAGUACACCAGCGUCAUCACCAAGUUCCACGUCACGGUAUUCGACGAGGGCGAGUACAUUUGUCGGGAGCCUCGCGGACAAACCGGCAUUAGCACCCUGCAAAUCAAACGAGCAAUGACCCACACCCUGCACAUUACCCCGGGCACCGUGAAGGUCCGGCCAGGCCAGGACGUCAGCAUUCUCUGCUACUCCAUGCAAAUGGACCGUCGAACACGUGGUCCACGUCCGAGACUCCGGGCUUUCGACAGCAGGCUCGCACUCUACAUUACUGACUCCGAAAACAACGCCGUCAGCGGCAGAAUCAGCCGUAUUGACCCCUCAUUCAACGGAACCAUCAUUGAGUGCUACUCCGAGACGCCCAACGUGGACCCUGUCCGCAUCAUCAUCAACGUGGAGGACGUCUGUCCGCCUGGCUAUCGUCGUUGCCGCAACGGUGAAUGCCUCGAAGCUGGACGAUUCUGCGACGGUAGACGCGACUGUCUAGACGGCAGUGACGAGGAUCCUGCUCUAUGCUGUGAGAAUUUGGGCCAGUAUAUAACCAUAGCCCCACAAAUGGGUUCUUAUCCGUUUUACAAUCUGUCGUCCAAUAAGUCCGUCUGCGACCCGAUCGUGAUGAGGUGCGACACCUACCGCGGUGUUCAACCCCGCAAACAGACCUACAUGGUACACUGGCAGUGCGACGGUGAAGACGAUUGUGGAAACGGCUACGACGAAGCCAACUGCCAAGACCCAGCUAUCAACUUCUGCGUGAAACAGCAAUACACCUGUCCCAGUUCUCUGAUUCCCAUUCCUCGUGCUUUCAUGUGUGAUUCCGAUGCUGACUGUGAUCGCAAUGAGGACGAAGAAGGAUGCAGAGAGCCACAAAUUCUCGACCAGCCGAGACCGCAGUAUGCUCAUCGCCGUGGUGAAACUGUCACCCUGACCUGUGAGGUCAGUGGCCGACCCAAUCCGAGGGUCAUUUGGCGUUUCAACUGGGGAUGCCUGCCCGACGAGGGUCGUCGUAUGACGGUGCGCAACUACGCGGAGAACUGUGGAAGUCCAAACGAGAAGACCAUCUCCACGCUGACCAUCAGCAACUUUCAGCCAGGCGAUGACGGCAUUUACAACUGCGAGGGUCUCAACGGACUCAAGCGGGCCAUGUCACGUGACUACACUGUUAUUCUCACCGGCUAG